UUGAGUCUUUCUCUUCCUCUAGCUGCAUGGAGAAUCUGCACGCUGCUGAAUGACCUGCAUGUCUCAACUUAUGGAAAAGAUGGUUGGCUCUUAUGUCUUGUGGCUGGCCUUGGCUUCCUGCAUUCUGACCCUGGCAUCUCCAGAACAGCAAGGUAACAGAAACCUCAUCAACACUCGUUCCUAUGACCCCUGCCAGAAUUACACCCUCCUGGAUGAACCCUCACGAAGCACAGAGAACACAGAAGGGAGCCAACUGUGUGACAAGGACAAGCAUGGCUGGUACCGCUUUGUGGGAGAUGGAGGAGUGAGGAUGCCCGAGACCUGCGUCCCAAUAUACCGAUGCCAGACAGAUGCUCCCCUGUGGCUGAACGGGACCCACCCCACCCUUGCGGAGGGCAUUGUCAACCGUACAGCUUGUGCCCACUGGAGCGGCAACUGCUGUCUCUGGAAGACCGUGGUGCAGGUGAAGGCCUGCCCGGGCGAGUUCCACGUGUACCGGCUGGAGGGCACCCCCAAGUGUACUCUGAGGUACUGCACAGAUGCCUCCACUGCCACAGACAAGUGUAAGAACCUCUGCCGCCCGGAAGAGGCCUGUAGCUUUCUCAAUGGCACCUGGGACUGUUUCUGCAGAUCGGACCUCAACAGCUCUGAUGUCCACAGUUUGCAGCCUCGGCUAAACUGCGGGGCCAAGGAGAUCCAGGUGUCACUGGACAAGUGUCAGCUGGGAGGCCUGGGUUUUGGGGACGAGGUCAUCGCCUACCUGCGAGACUGGAACUGCAGCAAUAUGAUGCAAAGAGAGGAGAGAAACUGGAUAUCUGUGACCAGCCCUACCCAGGCUAGGGCCUGUGGAAACAUUCUGGAGAGAAAUGGAACCCAUGCCAUCUACAAAAACACCCUCUCCUUGGCCAAUGAAUUCAUCAUCAGAGACACCAUCCUCAACAUCAAUUUCCAGUGUGCCUACCCACUGGACAUGAAAGUCAGCCUCCAAACUGCCCUGCAUCCCAUUGUAAGUUCUCUGAACAUCAGUGUGGAUGGGGAAGGAGAGUUCACUGUCAGGAUGGCCUUGUUCCAAGACCAGAGCUACAUAUCUCCUUAUGAAGGGGCCGCAGCUGUGCUGGCUGUCGAAUCCAUGCUCUAUGUGGGUGCCAUCUUGGAGAGAGGGGACACUUCCCGGUUUAACCUAUUGUUGAGGAACUGCUAUGCCACACCUACUAAGGACAGGACUGACCCUGUGAAAUAUUUCAUCAUCAGAAACAGCUGCCCAAAUCAAUAUGAUUCCACCAUCCAUGUGGAGGAGAAUGGGGUGUCCUCAGAAAGCCGGUUCUCAGUUCAGAUGUUCAUGUUUGCUGGAAAUUAUGACCUAGUGUUCCUGCAUUGUGAGAUUCAUCUCUGCGAUUCCCUUAAUGAACAGUGCCAGCCGUCUUGCUCGAGAAGUCAACAGCGUAGUGAAAUAGUGGCUAUCAACCCAGCUUGGGUUCUAGAUUUGGGACCCAUCACUCGGAGAAGUUCUGCAUCUGUUGACAUCACAGAUGGAACCCCCAGCACUGCAGGGUUCCUGGUGGCCUGGCCCAUGCUUCUCCUGCCUAUCCUCCUGGCUGAGCUGUUUUGAGACCUCAGCUGGGCAUCUGGCCUUGAAGCUUGCAUUCUUCCCUUUGGUGAUGGCUUCCAGUCACCCAUCGGCAAUGCCAGUUCUCUCUCCAAAUCAUGGAGACCAUCUUGGUGUUCAUAGACUCUGGGCCAGGCUAGGUUUGGGGAAAGGGAAGAGCUUUGCCUUGUUCAACACACUCUGUGCUUUUGUAUUCCUCUUUCUUUCAUGAUGGGGGCCCUGUUGGCCUGUCUUGGCCUGACUUCUUCAUUUAUUACCAGGAUCCUGGGGUCAGACUUGUUCCAUGCCUCUGUAGCUCCAACCUUUACCAGAAAUAUAGCAUGUGUUAUG
Messenger RNA from Nyctereutes procyonoides (raccoon dog), 1936 nucleotides. RefSeq names its product glycoprotein 2 (gene GP2). Gene Ontology annotation, biological process: neutrophil migration. Bases 50 to 1609 code for a protein of 519 amino acids. The record is from RefSeq and is a predicted model, not a curated record. Lineage: Eukaryota; Metazoa; Chordata; Mammalia; Carnivora; Canidae. Gene Ontology annotation, cellular component: apical plasma membrane; cell surface. The transcript has 10 exons.